AUGCAAGUGGCUGCAUCCUCUUUAAACCGUCAAUCUUCAGGUCAGAACCUGACAUGCAGCGGAGUGGGUCUGGUCACCUCUUCCUUAUGUGGGAAGACUUUUCAACCUUUAAUAAACAUUUUUAAAUGCAUCUCCUUUAUGCUUUGUGCAGAGUCCCAAGGCUACAAACAUCUUAUUUCUCACAGCAGAUGUGUUCUUGAAAAGUUUAUAGCAAAACCUAUUUUUGGACCUUCAGUCCUUUCAGAAUGUGUGUGGGCGGUGGGGAGGGGGGCGUGGAUGGACAGCUCUGCCACUGAAAGGACUCUCGGCCGCAGGUGGAGAAGUGAGGAAGUACCCAAUUCCUUAGCGCCAUGA
Molecule: messenger RNA, 354 nt
Organism: Pipistrellus nathusii (Nathusius's pipistrelle)
Lineage: Eukaryota; Metazoa; Chordata; Mammalia; Chiroptera; Vespertilionidae
Source: the annotation of a GenBank genome assembly